Messenger RNA from Saccostrea echinata, 8253 nucleotides. Its product is annotated as E3 ubiquitin-protein ligase HECTD1-like. The transcript is spliced from 40 exons. The record is from RefSeq and is a predicted model, not a curated record. The coding region runs from base 134 to 7471 and encodes 2445 amino acids. Gene Ontology annotation, biological process: proteasome-mediated ubiquitin-dependent protein catabolic process; anatomical structure development; protein K63-linked ubiquitination. Lineage: Eukaryota; Metazoa; Mollusca; Bivalvia; Ostreida; Ostreidae. Gene Ontology annotation, cellular component: nuclear speck. Gene Ontology annotation, molecular function: protein binding; ubiquitin protein ligase activity; metal ion binding.
UAUCUGUUGGUUUUAACUUUCGUUUUGGGCUUGGUUAUUUCCAGGAUAUAUUGUGGAAAUAUUUGAAAGUUAUUUUUAGACCCAGCAACUGCAUCAGUUGCAGUGGUCUAGUGCGUAGUGGUUUUCUUUAACCAUGGCGGACGUGGACCCAGAGACCCUGCUGGAAUGGCUCCAGAUGGGGCAGGGAGAGGAGAGAGACAUGCAGCUGAUAGCCUUGGAACAGCUGUGUAUGCUUCUCCUGAUGUCCGACAAUGUGGACAGAGUCUUUGAAAGCUGUCCUCCAAGAACAUUUCUGCCUGCCCUCUGUCGAAUUUUUCUGGACGAAUGUGCCCCAGACAAUGUCCUGGAAGUCACAGCUAGGGCCAUCACUUAUUAUCUGGAUGUCUCGGCAGAAUGCACACGCCGCAUUGUUUGUGUAGAGGGCGCCAUCAAAUCUCUGUGCAACAGGCUGGUUGUAGUAGAUAUGGCUUCUAAAAAUAGCCGAGAUCUUGCAGAGCAGUGCAUUAAGGUGUUGGAGAGGAUUUGUACCCGCGAGUCCAGUGCCGUUUUUGAUGCUGGAGGACUAAACUGUGUCCUGACGUUUAUAACGGAAUAUGGAUCCCAGGUUCACAAGGACACACUACACUCCGCUAUGGCAGUGGUGUCUCGACUCUGUGGAAAGAUGGAGCCACAGGACGCAUCCCUAGAAACUUGUGUGGAGUCCCUGUCUACACUGCUUGAACACGAGGAUCAGUAUGUGGCCGAUGGGGCCCUGAGAUGUUUUGCCUCCCUCGCUGAUCGCUUCACUCGUAGAGGGGUAGAUCCAGCUCCUCUGGCUCAGCAUGGACUAAUAGACGAGUUACUCCAGCGGUUACAACAGGCUGGAGAGACCGGACCCAAUCAGUCUACGGCCAGUACUCCAGGGAAUGUUAGUCUACAGGAAGCUAAAUCUAGUCCUAGUAUCUCCACGGUGAUCAGCCUUCUGUCUACACUCUGUCGCGGUUCACCGACCAUUACUCACGAUCUACUCAGAUCAGAUCUUCCAGAUGCCAUCGAAAGUGGACUCAGAGGAGAUGAAAGGUGCUCUCUAGACACAAUGAGACUGGUAGACCUGUUAUUGGUUCUGCUGUUUGAGGGACGUAAAGCUCUGCCUAAGGCUGGAAUCUCCAGCAUCAGUAGUCGACUAUCCGGCCUACGUCGCAGCGAUUCCGCUGGAGACAGAUCUCAUCGUCAGCUGAUCGACUGUAUCCGUAGCAAGGACACCGAUGCACUCAUAGAUGCAAUAGAUAAUGGAUUUGAGGUUAACUUUAUGGACGAUGUGGGGCAGACCCUUUUAAACUGGGCCUCGGCUUUUGGAACACAGGAAAUGGUAGAAUUUCUGUGUGAGCGAGGCGCUGAUGUCAAUCGCGGAUUGAGAUCCUCCUCUCUACACUAUGCGGCCUGCUUUGGUAGACCACAAAUUGUUAAGACUCUAUUAAGAUAUGGUGCUAAUCCUGAUCUCCGAGAUGAAGAUGGAAAAACACCACUGGACAAAGCCCGGGAGCGAGGGGAUGAAGGUCAUCGAGAGGUCAUCUCCAUCCUACAAUCUCCAGGUGAGUGGAUGGUGCAGGUCAAUCGAGACCAGACUCAGCCAGCAAGUCAGGAGAAGAAGGAAGAAGUGGAGAUGGUGGAGGAGGAUUCAAGCGAACCCAAGGGUGACCCCGAGAUUGCCCCCAUCUACGUCAAACAGUUACUUCCUGUCUUCACACACGUGUUCACAAGUACCAUGCUGCCCUCUGUCAGGAAAUCUAGUCUCUCUCUAUUAAAGAAGAUGAUUCACUAUACUAGUGCCCCUCUCUUAUGUGAGAUGUGUAGCCCAGAGCUGGGACCUGUCAACUUUGCUGGUUCCCUUACUGAAGUUCUCACAAAUGUCCUGGAUCAUGAGGAAGAUGACGAAGGCCACCAGGUGGUGCUAUUCAUUAUUCAGGAUCUGAUGAAGAAAGCUCAGGAUAUAUUUCUGGAGCACUUUGCACGACUUGGGAUGUUUGGUCGAGUCCAGGAAAUGGCGGGACCUCAGGAGAGUGAGGCCACAGCCAUCAAGGAGGAAAAGGAGGAUGAAGAGAGUGUUAUUGAGGAUGCUACAGAAAUUCAGCAGGGUCGGCCAUAUCAUUGGAAGGACUGGUGUAUUGUCCGUGGCCGAGACUGUCUGUAUCUCUGGUCAGAUGCUGCGGCAUUGGAGCUCUCUAAUGGAAGUAAUGGCUGGUUCCGCUUCAUCCUGGACAGCAAGCUGGCAACCAUGUACUCUAGUGGUAGUCCCGAGGGAAGCUCGGACAGUUCCGAGAACCGUGGGGAGUUCCUGGAGAAGUUACAGCGAGCUCGAGGACAAAUUAAGCAGGGUGCUGUCAGUCAUCCCAUUUUGUCCCAUGUAGGGUCACAGAGAUUAGUGGUAGGGAACUGGACGCUGACAUGUAAAAAGGAAGGAGAGCUGCACAUCCACAAUUCUGAUGGACAGCAAGUCUGUGAUCAAUCGACAAUCCUGAAGGAGGACCUGGCAGGGUUUAUAUUUGAAUCUAACAGAGGCACAAAGCACUCCUUCACAGCAGAGACCUCACUUGGCCCAGAAUUUGCCACCGGCUGGGGCGGCAAGAAAAACAGGAAAAUGCGUUCAAAGACGGAGGAAAUCAGAUCAAAGGUGAAAACAAUGGCCAGAGAAAUUUAUGAGCAGUACUUCAGGUCUGCAGAAGCCAUGCCCCGUGGUGUGGUGGCUAAAAUACGCAAUAUUGUUCAGCAGUUAGAAGCAGCUUGUGCCAUGCAGAUCAGUCAAGUCAGGAAUGCUGAUGGUGAGGUGACCUGGAUUGAGGACAUGAGGGCAAGCUUGGAUGAACUGGUGUCCUUACUAAGAGAUGAACACACUGUGUCCUCAUAUGAACUUCAGUCCAGCGGUCUAGUGCAGACUCUUCUCAACAUCCUCAACAAUAACAUUGAGGAUUCCACCAGCAAGGACAGCAAGAGGAGAACUAAGGAGAGGAUUGGGAUUUUCCGAUCAGUCUUCCAGGAAAACGAUAGCCUUAAUCCAGCCAUAGCUCUGGUUCGGAAGCUGAUAGCAGUGUUAGAAUCUGUAGAAAAACUGCCAGUCUAUAAUUAUGACUUACCAGGCUCUGGUUAUGGAUUACAGAUUUUGACUCGACGUUUGAGAUUCCGACUCGAGCGAGCACCAGGUGAGUCUGGAUUACUAGAGAGGAGUGGGUGUAACCUGAAGAUGGAGCCACUGACAACUGUAGGCGUGCUGGAGAAAUACUUACUCAAAAUGGUUGCAAAGCAGUGGUAUGACUUUGACAGACAGACUUUUACGUUUGUUAAGAUGCUGAAGGAGAAGAAAGAAGCCCUGUCUUUGAACUACCAGUCAGACUUUGACGAGAACGGUCUCAUUUACUGGAUAGGAUCAAAUGCAAAGUCUGCCAUUGAGUGGGUCAAUCCAGCACAGUAUGGACUGAUAGUUGUGACCUCAUCUGAAGGUCGUAAUCUGCCGUACGGGAAGCUGGAGGAUAUCGUCAGUCGAGAUAGUGCGGCUCUGAAUUGUCAUACCAAUGACGACAAGAAGGCAUGGUUUGCUAUUGACCUAGGGGUGUGGAUUCUGCCCACUCACUACACACUGAGGCAUGCACGGGGAUAUGGAAGAUCUGCUUUGAGGAAUUGGCAGUUCCAAGUCUCUAAAGAUGGCACCACUUGGGUGACCUUGAGGAGCCACAAGGAUGAUACCAGCCUGAAUGAACCAGGAUCCACUGCCACAUGGACUUUGACCCCACCAGAGGAUGAGAAGCAGGGGUGGAGACACAUCAAGAUACAACAGACAGGUCGUAAUGCUAGCGGACAGACCCACUAUCUGUCCGUGUCAGGACUGGAGAUCUAUGGUUCUGUCAAUGGUGUCUGUGAUGAUCUAGGUAAGGCAGCCAGAGAAGCUGAGGCCAGCCUGAGGAGACAGCGAAGAAUCAUCAGAACUCAGGUCCUGAAACAGAUGGUCCCCGGGGCUCGAGUUGUCCGAGGGAUGGACUGGAAAUGGAGAGAUCAGGACGGACCCAAGGCAGGGGAGGGAACUGUUACAGGAGAACUACAUAAUGGUUGGAUUGAUGUGACAUGGGAUUCAGGAGGAUCCAAUUCUUACAGAAUGGGGGCAGAGGGAAAAUAUGAUCUGGCCCUCGCCCCAGGGUAUGACCCAGAAAAACACAGAGCAAUCCCAGUCAAGUCUGACCAAGGGGCAAAGGCCAAAACUGGGAUAGUCACUGCUGACAAGGUGAAGGUGAGUGUGUUGACCAGUCGUAAGAGCAGCUCCACCCCGAGUCUGACAGAGGUGGACGAAAACAAACCGUCUGUCGCCAGCACAGAGCAGGCAGCCUCAGCAGAAUGUCUGACGUCAGCUGUCAAAUCUAUGGCCCAGAAUCUUAGUGACAACCUUGUGAAUCUUGCCACAACUAUGGAAUCCCUGGAGGAAACUAAAAAUAGUAACAACAUCCCAAGUGAACCUCAAGUGGUUGUCCAGGAAUCAGCUAGCCUUAACAACAACAGGACUGGUAGUGUGGAGGGCCAGGAACCAGCACAAUCUGCCUCAGGUGCCGAGGGAGGGAUGACACUGGAACAUCUAAACUCAAAGACUGAUGUGAAGAAAUCAGACGGCCAGACCAGAGGGUCCCCCACAAAUCCCAUGAGUGUCAGUGUCCCUAAUCUGCCAACCAGCAUGGAGCAGACGGUCAGUCUUCUGGAGACCUUCGCAGCUGUUGCUAGGCGUAACUUAGGAACCGUUGGCAUGAACAAUAGGAGUAAUGCACUAAGGCUUGGGAAUCAGAAUGCACCAAACUUGUUCUCUAUUGUAGGUAACAACCUUCUGAGCACCGCUCAAAGCUACCCGAGUCUGACGACCUCCAAUGCUCCUACCUCGAGCACACUCACCACCACACAAACUAUGGCUAAUGUGACAUCACUGAGUCAGGCCUUGACUCGCAGUCUCACUUCCACAUCAAGUGAGAGUGAUGAGUUCCUCGAGACCUGUCGAGCCACCACUUUACUAGGAGAACUAGAUGAUGAUGAAGAAUUACCAGGACCAGAUGAUGAUGAUGAUGAAAAUGAAGAUGAAAAUGAAGAUGAUGAAGUGUAUGAUGAUGUUUUGGAGGAAGAUGACCUGGCAGAAGUCCGCGGGGAGAGGAGGAAGACCUGGGAUGAUGAGUUCGUCCUGAAGCGCCAGUUCUCUGCCCUCAUCCCGGCCUUUGACCCCAGACCAGGCCGAACCAAUGUCAAUCAGUACCAGGACUUUGAAAUUCCAGCUCCUGGUACAGAGCCUGUACAAUCUAGUGACAGUAUGGAUCAGAACAGUCAGCCUAAGAUCGUCCUGUAUAUUAAGGCUCCAUGUCUACCAGGGAUGGAGAACAUUGAAGUUUGCCUUGGGUCAGAGAACAGCUGUAUCUUUAAGUACAUCCAGAAAUUGUUGGUCCACGGCAUGUCAGGGAACAGGAAUGAAAGAAUAAGGAGAAUUUGGGAACCAACUUACACAAUUGUAUACAGAACUUUGAAAGAAGGAGAAACGAGACAAGACCUGGAGAAAAUCACAGACUCGAUGCACUCCCAGACAGGAGCUCAGUCUGACGCCAACACAUACCAGAUCCUGAGUGAAUGGGAUGUUCCUCGUAGUAACGACCCCGCAGCCUGUACAAUUGACCACGUCCUUCAGCUUCUACAAAGACUCUACGCUAUCUCUAUGGAACACAGCCAGAAUAUGCAGCUGAAUGAGAAGAAGGGUGUACAACUGAAUGUUCCUGCAGAGGAAUUUGUCUCCAAAAAGUUGACCAACAAACUUAAUCAACAGACACAGGAUCCUUUGGUUUUGGCCAGUAACGCUCUUCCUGACUGGUGUGAACAGCUGACUACGUCCUGUCCUAUGUUGUUCUCUGUUGAUACAAGACAACUGUACUUCACCUGUACAGCUUUUGGAACCUCUAGAGCAAUAGUUUGGCUACAAGACAAGAGAGACGCCAGUAUAGAGAGAAGUCGUGGCCCUGUGACUAGAAGAGAAGAUGGUGGCGAGUAUAGAAUUGGUCGUCUUAAACAUGAACGAGUGAAGGUUCCAAGGGGAGAUAAUCUGUUAGAGUGGGCCAUCCAGGUGAUGACGUGCCACUCACACAGGAAGUCGAUGCUGGAAAUCGAGUUCCAGGGUGAGGAAGGCACUGGUCUGGGGCCCAGUCUAGAGUUUUAUGCCCUGGUGGCUGCAGAGCUGCAGAAGAAGGAACUCGGAAUGUGGCUUGUGGACGAUGAUUUCCAUGAUAAAAUGGAGAGAGAGAUUGAUCUUGGACAAGGUGUGAAGCCAUCAGGUUACUACAUACAGAGAACGGGGGGUCUCUUCCCCACACCCUUACCCCAGGAUCAUUCUGAAGUGUCCAGGGUAGAAAAACUCUUCCAGUUCUUUGGCACUCUGCUUGCCAAAUGUCUACAGGACAAACGGUUAAUAGAUAUGCCACUCUCUCGCCCAUUCCUCAAACUGAUGUGUAUGGGGGAGGUAGGGCACCACAUUACCCAGCAGUAUACGGAAUCUCUCCACCGGUCCAUGGGGUCAUCCGAGUCUUAUCAUAGUGACCAUAGUGAAUUAAUGACCUCCAGUAUAGAAGAUAAGGAGUUGAUUCUGGACCCUCCCAAGCUCCGACACCAUGACACUCCAGCAUGGUUUGCCGGUAUUCUGACAGAGGAGGAUUUUGAUAUUGUGGAUCCCUAUCGUUCUAAUUUCUUAAAACAGUUGCGUGAGUUGGUGAGUCGUAAACAAAGGAUUCUAAAGGAUCGGAGCCUGACACAGGAUCAGAAAAAUAUUCGGCUUCAGAGGCUUGCAUUACAUGGACAGAAAUAUGAGGGAUGCCGGAUUGAAGAUCUUGGGCUGACUUUCCAGUUCAAUCCUUCAUCAAAGGUCUAUGGAUAUGUGACGUAUGACUUGAAGCCAGAUGGAGAAAAUGUGGAUGUUACCAUGGAGAACGUGGAUGAGUAUGUUGACUUGGUGACAGAUUUCUGUCUGAACAUUGGAAUCAGAAGACAGCUGGAUGCAUUUAGAGAGGGUUUUAAUGAAGUCUUUCCUAUGGAGAAACUCCAUUCCUUCAGUCCUGAUGAACUGGUGACCAAACUCUGUGGGGACCAGUUUCCUAAUUGGACACGGGAUGACAUUCUGAAUUACACUGAGCCAAAACAAGGAUACACGAAAGAAAGUCCUGGAUUCCAGAGAUUUGUGUCAGUCCUGUGUGAACUAAAUGCUGAUGAGAGGAAAGCAUUUGUUCAGUUUGUGACGGGGUGUUCAUCCCUUCCCCCGGGGGGUCUGGCCAAUCUCCACCCACGUCUCUCCGUCGCUCGUAAAAACGAGAAUGAGUCUAGUUAUCCUUCCGUGAACACGUGUUAUCACUAUCUCAAACUGCCAGAGUAUUCCAGCGAGGGAAUCCUCCGAGACAGACUGAUAACUGCUACCCGGGAAAAGCAGUUCCACUUCAACUAAAUGUGAUAUAAACCUUUAAUCCAAGUGUUCAGUUUUUGUUAACUAUAGGCUUAUCUAUACUCAGGCUGCUUUAUAUUUACAGCAUAUAUCCAGGGUAUUAGCUUGGCACUACUGAACAACUUAUCCGUGAAUACUGCCUGUUUUAAAUGUAAUGGUUGAUAAGUGUGAUUGGGGUUUUUGUGAUAGCUUUUUGUACUGUGACGAUACUGUACAUGUUCUGCCUGUUUAGUAAUGUAAUGGUUGACACAGUGUGAUAGAGGGGUUUAUAUGAGGAUGCUAUUCUUUUGUCCAGUGUAUCUUAAUAAUAUGUGUAUGGAUCCCAUGGAUUUAAUACAAUAUGUGAUUAUUUUUAUGUAGGAAAACAUUUCUUGGAAUCUUUGGUAUAAAUAUUUGUAUUAAUUUUUCACAAGAAGUGAAAAACAUUUUGUUUAAAAUGGCUUCUGAAUUUGAUGAUUUCUUCACAAUUUAUUUGUCCUUGGCUCUUUUGCCAAUUAUCUACUGUACAAUGAAACAAGUGCAAUUCACAGUAGCUAACAUCUGUGACAUACUAAUAGAGAGUGUCUAGGAUAGGCCACUACACAAUUUUGUUGUAUAUUGUGUUAAUUAUUGUGUGUGAUGUGUUUUCAGGCUAUAGGCAUGGCCUCGUUACCACUGUCUAAAUCAUGUUUAUAUAUUGUGAUGUGUGGACUUGUUAAUUCUGAUCAGUGAUAUGAUUGUUUUCACUAAAUAUUGGUAUUUAAUUUGUCAUUUUCCUGACUAAUAAAGCAGACAUUUUUGUUAUA